Messenger RNA from Tricharina praecox, 539 nucleotides. RefSeq lists its product as uncharacterized. Lineage: Eukaryota; Fungi; Ascomycota; Pezizomycetes; Pezizales; Pyronemataceae. The record is from RefSeq and is a predicted model, not a curated record. The transcript has a single exon. The coding region runs from base 194 to 478 and encodes 94 amino acids.
CUCACUCACACGUUUCACGCAUCAUUGGCCCGUACAUGGGAAUGUUGGUCCCAGGGAUGGGUUCGGUCGUGUGACGACUAGCAAGGGCUCGGCGGGUGUUACUAUGGGGUAAUAGCUGCAGAGUUUUGUUAGGCGGGCAGGACAGGCAGCGCAGCGCAGCUGGGGGGAUGGCGUAGUUGCUAGCUCUUCUGACAUGACAGGUUCGCGCCGCUCUGCUCCUGUGCUAAGUAAGGCACUGGUAACAAUUUUCAUCGUGGACCACCCCCCUCUGGUGUGUGGAUGGAUGUUGGAACGCCCAUCCGUCGACCAACUUGCAUGUUCGGUAUAUAAGCCCCGCGGCCGCUUCACGAUGUUGUUGCUCCCAUCAUCAACAGCAUCAAUCAGCACACUACAGUCUUCGGACCCACCCAGCUUCUUCUCCAAACUACAACCACAACCACAACCCACUCUCAAUCAACCAGCAGCUUCAAGCUUCUAGCUUCAAAAACUUUCUCAAUCACUCUCCGUAUAAACAUCAACAGCUUCCUUCGCAAGCUCCC